Rhizophagus irregularis DAOM 181602=DAOM 197198 is the source of this 616-nucleotide messenger RNA. NCBI's taxonomy places the organism in Eukaryota, Fungi, Glomeromycota, Glomeromycetes, Glomerales, Glomeraceae. The record is from RefSeq and is a predicted model, not a curated record.
AUUUUAGAGAAGCUUGGGGACGACUUGGAAUGUUAAAAAAAAAUUGGAUAUUAGCUCCAAUUAUGUUACUUACAGCAACAUGUACACGAUUAGAAGUAGAUGAAAUUUGUACAAAUUUGUCUAUUGAAAAUAAUAGUUUUGCAUUAAUCCGUGGUUCUACAAGUCAUCGAUCUGAAAUAGUUUUUAAUGUGCGGGAGAGAAAAGAAAUACGAGAUCAGUAUAUUACUGAAAUCAUAAGUAUAAUAAAUGAUAAUUUACAUGGACGCAUAAUAAUGUAUUGUGCAACACAUUCUAGCUGUGAAUAUUUAUAUAAUAAACUACAAGAAAAUUUGAAUAACAUAUCAAUAGAUUACUUUCAUGGUGGUUUACGUGAUAAUGAGAGAGAGACAGCAAUGAAUAAUUGGAAAUCUAACUCUACACAAAUAAUGAUUGCAACAUCUGCAUUUGGAAUGGGAGUAAAUUCAAAUAAUGUACGGGUGUAAUUCAUGUGGAAGCACCAAUGAGUAUGACUAAUCUUAUUCAGGAAGCAGGACGUGCAGGACGUGAUGGAAAUACGGCAAUACAUUUUAUUUUUUACAAUAAAAAGGAUAUUCGUACAAAUUAUUCUAUAAUAGCA